AUGGCGCCUCAGCGCUCCUAUACAAUUCUAACCAAGCGCGAAGCAAUCGCGACUGCUGAGGCGUUAGGAAGCUGCCAAGCCGCAUCAAAGAGACUAAAUAUCCCUCGCACGACUCUUCGCGACUGGCUAGACGAUAAAGAGAACAUCCAAGACUUUGCGGGUGCCCAAACCAGCAAAACCUUGAAGGGCCAGAUGCAGGAGAGCAGCUUUAUGGAUGCCAAAGUGUGGGCGAUAUAUGUACGAGAGCUGCUCAAGUUCGAGAUCGAGGCACUAUCAGUGCUUAUACUCGAUAACUUCGACGCACAUGUUUCAAAAGAAGGACUUGAUGUUGUUGUCGAGACAACGUCGGCCCUGGUUUGCCAGCUACCGCCCAACAGUACAGCGGCCUGCCAGCCACUAGACGUUGAGGUUUUCAACUUUGCUUUUUGCUAA
Messenger RNA from Phytophthora infestans T30-4, 432 nucleotides. RefSeq lists its product as uncharacterized. The record is from RefSeq and is a predicted model, not a curated record. NCBI's taxonomy places the organism in Eukaryota, Oomycota, Peronosporomycetes, Peronosporales, Peronosporaceae. The coding region runs from base 1 to 432 and encodes 143 amino acids. The transcript has 2 exons. Gene Ontology annotation, molecular function: DNA binding.